UCCUGUUUCCGGAGUGUAAAUAACAUGGCGAGGAUACAUAUUCGACGUAUAUGCUAGUAUUUCUGUCUAAAAUGAAGGCAAGAUUCACAACAUUCGACAUUUUGGCAAUUAUUCCAGAGAUAAGAGCAAGGUUAAUUGGCCUUCGAGUAUUGAAUGUCUAUGAUCUUGACAAUAAAACUUACCUCAUCAGACUUGCCAAACCUGAUGUGAAAGAUGCCCUAUUAUUUGAGUCUGGGCAACGAAUCCAGUGUACGGAUUUUGAUUGGCCUAAGAAUGCUAUGCCAUCUGGGUUUUCUAUGAAGUUGCGUAAACACUUGCGAGGAAGGCGAUUAGUAAAGGUGGAACAGUUAGGAGUUGAUAGAAUUGUGGAUUUACAGUUUGGCGAAGAGGAAGCAGCCUACCAUCUCAUUGUUGAACUCUAUGAUAGGGGUAAUGUAGUGUUAACAGAUCAUCAAUAUACAAUAUUGAAUCUGCUGAGGGUGAGAACCGAUCAAAGUCAGGAUGUGAAGUUUGCUGUUCGGGAGCCAUAUCCACUAGAAAGUGCUAAACAACCUGAACCAGUGCUGUCAAUAGAAAAAUUGCAUGACAUCUUAGUUGCUGCCAAAGAUGGUGAUCAACUGAAGAGAGUUCUGAAUCCCCAUUUAGUUUGUGGUCCUUCAGUCAUUGAGCAUUGUCUGUUAAAACAAGGGUUUGAUGAUGGUUGUAAAGUUGGACAAAAUGUGGAUAUUUCUACAGAUCUUCCAAGAAUAAUGGCAGCAUUGCAAGAUAUGGAAAAUGUUCUCAAAAAGAUAGUUGAAUCGCCUUCAAAGGGUUACGUCAUUCAAAAAAAAGAAAAAAAGACAUCAAAAUUAUCAGGAGAUGUCCCGGAAGAGUUAAUAACAUAUGCUGAAUAUCAUCCAAUGUUAUUUGAACAGCAUCAAAAAAGUCUAUAUAUUGAAUUAGAAUCAUUUGGAAAGGCUGUUGAUGAAUUUUUCUCUCAAAUGGGGACACAAAAGCUUGACAUCAAAGCAUUACAACAGGAAAAAUCAGCCAUUAAGAAGUUGGAAAAUGUGAAAAAAGACCACGAGAAACGAAUACAACAGUUACAGGCAUCACAGAAUGUUGACAUGGUCAAAGCACAGUUGAUUGAAAUCAAUUUACCACUGGUUGACCGUGCUAUUCAGGUAGUACAAAGUGCAAUAGCCAAUCAAAUUGACUGGGCUGAAAUCUGGGACAUUGUCAAAGAAGCGCAGACACAAGGAGAUGAAGUUGCUAAAUCUAUCAAAUCUUUAAAAUUAGACAAAAAUCACAUUACUUUACUAUUGAGGGAUCCAUUUGUAAGCAGUGAUGUUGAUGAUGAAGAUAAGCAUUCUGGGAUUGGUCCUCUCAAAAUUGACAUUGAUCUUGAUUUAUCUGCCUAUGCAAAUGCCAGAAAAUAUUAUGAAGCAAAGAAACACUCUGCAGUAAAAGAACAGAAAACACUUGCAGCAUCACAAAAGGCUUUGAAAUCUGCAGAAAUUAAAACCAAACAAACCCUGAAGGAUGUUGCUACGGUGACAAGUAUCAACAAAGCAAGAAAAACAUACUGGUUUGAGAAGUUUAUCUGGUUUAUAAGUUCUGAAAAUUACUUAAUAAUUGGAGGAAGGGAUCAACAACAAAAUGAAAUCGUUGUCAGAAAGUAUCUCAACAAAGGUGAUAUUUAUGUUCAUGCUGACCUACAUGGUGCUAGCAGUGUUAUUAUCAAAAAUCCUACAGGUGCUGAUAUACCUCCUAAAACUCUAAAUGAAGCUGGAUCUAUGGCAAUAUGUUAUAGUGCAGCCUGGCAGGCGAGGGUAGUGACCAGUGCGUGGUGGGUGUACCACAAUCAGGUCUCUAAAACUGCACCCACAGGAGAAUAUUUAACAACUGGUAGUUUUAUGGUCAGAGGAAAAAAGAAUUAUUUGCCACCCAGUUAUCUUGUUAUGGGAUUUGGAUUUCUUUUCAAGGUGGAUGAAGACAGUCUAUGGAGACAUAAAGAUGAAAGAAAAGUGAAAUCACUAGAAGAGGAAUUAGAAGAUCAACUAUCUGUUACUGAUAGUCAAGUUACUGGCAGUGGUGAAAGUGACGAAAUAUCUAUUCCAGAACAAGAAGGGGAAGAGGAUGAUGAGAGUGAUGAAGAGGAGGCAAACCAGGAGGAAAAGGAGGAGGAAGAGGAAGAAGAGCAGGAGGAAAAGGAGCCGGAGGAUGGAAAUAUUGAAAGUAAAGGUAUUGCUUCCGGUGAUCACCAGGUUGCACCAGAUAAUGAGGUAAUAGCUGCAACGCUAGAUUCUGGUAACAAUGAAAAAAAAUUAGAGAUCAAAAUGUUGGAGGAAGUUGAUGAUGAUGAAGAUGAUGAUGGAUUUUAUCCAGAUAGUACUAUACAGUUGCAACACAUCACUGGAGAUAAAUUUGAGUUGCGCAGAGGUACAAGUACUACAGAUAGUGCAGUUGACGAUAAUGAGAAGUUAAUUUAUCUGGGAGAUGAUAAACCUUUCCUGAUUAAAGAUAAGGCUGAAAGUUCUGGAAAGCAGCGUUUAUCUGCCAAGCAACGAAGGUGAGAAUCUA
Molecule: messenger RNA, 2562 nt
Organism: Saccoglossus kowalevskii
Lineage: Eukaryota; Metazoa; Hemichordata; Enteropneusta; Harrimaniidae
Product: ribosome quality control complex subunit NEMF-like
Biological process (GO): ribosome-associated ubiquitin-dependent protein catabolic process; rescue of stalled cytosolic ribosome
Cellular component (GO): RQC complex
Molecular function (GO): tRNA binding; ribosomal large subunit binding
Source: RefSeq, a predicted model, not a curated record